UGUGUGCGAAUUUAGACUGCUCCGCGAGGCACUUGGAAUGUAAAUAGGCAACGUUUUCUGGCUAUAAAAGGUUUCGGCAAAGUCUUUCGCCUCUUCCCCCCCAAUUCGCUCUUUUCAAAACUCCCGUGAAGUAGCCUAGGAGCGAAUGAAACCCUCCCCCUGGUAUCAUUAAUUUCGGGAAGCAGUAGCGCUCUGUGUGCGUGUGUAAUCCAGCGGUCCGCGCCGAGAGGAAGUGACUAUUUACUUUCUACACCCAGAUUAACGUAAACCAGGUGGACCUCAGAUCUAACGGGACAGGCGUUCUGUGUGUCUGUGGCUAGCCUUCUCCGGCCAGAAUGGCUGAAGUCUUAGUAUGAAUUGGAUGCUUAUUUCUUAUGAGUAUUUCUAGGCUUUGGUUUUCUUCUCUCGUACAGAAUUUGGAGUAGCAGAAAGUUUUCUGACAGCGCGCUAAGGAGGCGUAGGAUACACAGCCUUCGCUACAGUCAUGCGGUUCCGCUGCACGGAGUGUUUUUAAUCAGCCGAGGGGCACUCUUCUUGAGGAGGGCAAGAAGGAAACUUUUCCUUACACUGAAAUUCUGAUAACCACCAGAGUUUCUCUUUUUGGACUCGUUUCAAAAGCUCUCUCUCUUGUAAAGUUUUCGCUUGUUAGUCUCAAAUGCGACCACCACCGCGAAGCGAAGGACAGACGAUGGUGGCAUUUCACAUUGUAUCCCUGCUGUUUCCAGAGUGAAAUGCUCUAUGUCCUUUAAACCUCUGCGGAUUCCUGAAGAGCGUGUUUGCUGUUAAUUUCUCACUGCUGUAGGAGCGCAACAGUGCGGCGUCUUCUACGAGUGUGAUGCGGCUGCCAAAUAAACAUCUCCAAUGGUAUGCCCCGUGUCUUCGGUCAAGAGGCAUUCUCUAGAAGCGGGGAUGCUCUUGCGGCGGACCUGUACCCUCCGUCGUAGAUAUUGCACGGCUCCCUUGCUGCUCAUAGGCAUAGCAGUAUGUCUUCUUUACCAAAUGCUAAUGGUCGAUCGGAAUGGGUUUAAAUCCGACGGCCCGACUACCCACGAUAGGAACAAGUCAGUGAUGACUUUCUUGGACCACAGACAUCUUCUGAAAGACCCGGAGAGGCUUGUGUCAGCACUUGAAGCAUUUCAGGUGGACAAAGGCAGUUCUAAACGGCAGGCUGGAGUAGCCAUUGUGUUGACAGGUCAGCUGGUUUCCACGGCUACUGAGGUCCAGUUGUACCAGAGGGUUUUGCAGCAGCGCGGUUACUGGGUCGACCUGGCACGUUACGCUGAGACCAGCAACACAGUCCGCCAAGACAAGACAGAUGGCAGUGGCUGGAAUCUGCUGAUGUGUCUGAGGGGGUCAGAGAGAGGUUGUCUGCGUAAAAUCAGCUUCUCCAGUCUCCAUCCAAACCAGAGGAUCAACAUUAUCCCAGCACUUGUGGAAGCCUUCUCAGAAGUGGGAGGAAUCUGCAGGUUUCAGACAGACAGGCGAUUGGCAGGCUUGAAUCUUUCCAUAAUUCCCUCUGCCUGUGGAAACGAGGGAGCCAAUCCGCUGAGCUCCUCCAGUUUGACAGGAGGUGAUUGGCAUCCAUCCAUCCACCCGCCACUUUCCUCAGCCAAUCAGCACGCUGUUGCCACGGUGAAUGUUUACGUCCUGGUUACCUCCGUGCGGCCACUCACGGCGUUCUUACAUCACACCGGGCUGGUGAGGUCACAGGGGGACACAUACGGCCAUGUCUCUGAGCUGCAGCUCUUCUUCCUGGAUCGUCUGGGUCCGGCUGACUCUCGGCAGGGUCUGGCUCACAUGCAGCACGUGGUCAGUGAGGUCCUGUUGGCAGCGACCCUGACCAAUGAGGAGGCCAGCUAUCGGCACAGCUGCAGACUGUGUUUCCAGUGGCUGACGUUCACGCUGAGCUUCAACGCCUCUCUCUCUGCUGUGGUGGUGAAGGUCCAGACAGAUUUACACUUCCAGGGUCUGAGGGACCCGGGUUUUGACGGACAGAUCAGAAAAGAGUUCAUCCUGGAGGACGGGCUGCACUUUCUGUUCGAGGCCCAUCACACACAGGAGAUUGCGCUGCGAUUGGUGGAGCCGGUUCAAGCGAAUCUGAGGCAGCAGUAUGGUGGCUGUGAAUGGACAAACAGCCUUUGUUUGCCCCCGGAUGAUCUUCUUCUCCUGAUCCAGUUUCAACACCAGCUUAGAAAGCCAGGGCCAUUUGAAGUGCUUCAUCCUCAGGUCUCUUCUGAAACUUCAACCCUCCACCGGCUCCUACUCCAAAGACUCCAGCAACCAGUGGAUUCUGGGAAGGAAUCAGUGUUUUCAGCCAUGUUUGAGCAGCUCCUUCAGUAUCACCAUAAAGACAAGAUACAGAGCAGGGACAGUCCCAGGGGUUCAGGUGGACGAGGAUAUGGACACGAUUCCCAGAACUCUGCAGCAGGUGAAGGUAGAUGUGUGGACCCCCACCUUCGACAGCUCUACACAGACCCACCUCUGGUUCUAAACCCACAGUUUGACCCCUGGCUGAAGGAGUAUUGGGCCGAGGUUCCAUUUGACAUGGUGAUGGUCCGGGUCCGUCCAGAACCCGUCAGCCCUCACUGCCAUGUGCACCUGGAUGAGCAGCGUGGACCCAGAAUUGUAAACUACCCUGUUGGCCUGGGCAACAGCAGAAUCAACAUUCUGGUGAUGGAUGAAUCAGAGACAGAGCCCGUCGUCAUGACGAUAUACACUCUCCACAUAUUCCGGGAGAAUCGGCCCAGCCUGCCUAUGUUUGCGGAGUACGUGAUGUGUGGCUUUGUACAGGACUGUGGCCUGGUCGUCCGGCCGGACCAACCCUGUGGUCUGGAACCCCUGCAUGGGUUGAGGUCUUCAGACGAGGCCCAGGCUUCUGGUUGGCCUCCUUGCUCAUCAGGAGAUGUGUCUGGCCGUUGGGUGGUGCCCUGUUUGAGCUGUUCAGAUAACAGGACGUGUGAUUGGAGGGAGGUUGCCUGGCAACCAGAUGGCUGUUACCACCCCUUGCUGGAUCGACCACAACUGCAGCAAUGCAUGAUGGACCGCAAGGUGCUGUUCAUCGGCGAUUCCACCAACCGCGGGAUGAUGUACUACCUGAUGGAGAGAGUGAACGUGACGCUGGAGGACUGGGACAAGGCCCACGACACCAUCGUGUACCACGACCUCAACCACGGACACACACUCAUCAGCUACAGCUACUACCCCCAGUUCUGGCUGGACCAGAGCAGCAGGCCCACGUUUGAGAAGGCGCUGGAGCAGCUCAUCGAGAGGUCUCGUCCUCUGAUAAACUCCCCACAGACAGUACUGGUGGCUGGGGGGGUCCAGUGGCUCAAUACCAGACAUCUUAGGACCAUUCAGCAGGUUUUGGAGAGAGAGAAGCUGCAGGACAUCAUGGUGAUCGUGAAAUCUCUGGGCAUGGGUUUCCAUCUCGCUGUCGACGGCAUUCGCUCUCUCUCUCUGGCCAGCGUGCAGGAACUGGACCAUGUGAACCAGGACGUUCUCACCGAGGCAAAGCAUUCUGGGUACGAGGUCGUGGACACCUUCAGCGUCACCAUGGGCCGCUACAAGGAGUUCCUGCAGGGAAGAUGUGCCUGCCACUUUCAUGAGGUGGCAAAGAAUUCAUUUUCAGCUCCUCAGCACAGUACUCUGCGGAUCCUGCGACAGGAGGGAGAGUCUGGAACUGGAACCGGAACCGGAACCGGAACCAGUGACCCGGAGGAGCACCAGAACACGUGGCCGCCCUCUAACACGUCCUACCACGUCAGGGGCCCCGUGAACCAGGUCUACUCCGAGAUCCUGCUCAGCAGAUUGUGUGAUCGGAGCAGAGGAGGCAAAACAACACGCCAGACCUGAAGGACAGGAAGCUAUGUGUGUGUGUGUGUGUGUGUGUGUUUGUGUGUGUGUGUGAGUGUGUGUGUGUGCGUGUGUGUGUCUGUUUGAAUGAAGGGGAUGGCAUCUGUGGGUCCAUGUGUGAAGAAGCUUCACAAUCAGUUUUGCCAUAAGAGAUUAUUCAUCUUCCAGAAUGCCUUGUUGAAAUCCAUUACAUAAUGUGAUCCAUUAAAACAUUGUCAGAUUCGGGAAACUGACUGAGCUUAACAGCCAGACGUGUACCCCUUUACCCCUUGUGGUGGAGGUAGGGUGAGGGAGGUAGGGGGCAAAGAGAAUUUUUGGGUGGUGGGGGGUAUCCAGAUGGCGACUGGGUGCGCUGUCUACCCCCCUGAUAUCCUGCCAAAAACCGACUGCCACAGCUGCAGCCGAGAAGGGGCCAAUUACAUGUGGAGCUGCUGCAUAGAUCAAUGAGAGCUGGGAGACGGCUGGCCGAACGACCUGACAACGUUCCGGCAACGUCCUGACAAACUUUCCAGCUAAGCUUUCUUGGCGCAAGCGUGUGGAGAGCGCCGACCCUCGCGUGUUUCCAAGAUGUUUCCGAGAGAUCUCAUGGCCUUUUUCAGCAGUGCCUUUGAUGUCGCCAGGCGUGAAGCCACUUUCAUGGAAGCUGGAUGUACUUUUCUUGAGUCAAGCUUUUUAGCUUUUUUUAAAUCAUCCUUGUCUCAAAUAUAUAAGUUUAUUCUCUGAGGUACCGCAAGCCAAAGGUCUUAUACAGAUUUAACGAUUUUAUACUGAUUAUCAAAGUUGAUAUCUUUGAAUGUCUGUAUGAACAAUGCAAAUAUUAUUAUAUUUUUCUACAGAUGUAUUGCCUCUGCCUUUGAUCCGUUUUGUAUAAAGCCUUUCUGUUUACACAAUGGAAGUUUCUCUAUUUAUAUAUUGUGUUAAUGGGUUUGUAUGCUGAUUUUGACAUUAGCAUUGAUGCUAUGUCUGAAUCUCUUUUGUUUGUAUUCGGCGCGUAUGAAACGAAAAUAAUCCUGAUGUACAUCCGUCUACUAUCGAGUAGGCUACACACCUAUAAAAAAAGCUAAUACUUUUUCUAGCUCCUCAGCGCCCGUUUAACUUGUCUAUGAAUAAGCUAUUUCCUGUUCUGUCUGAGUGAGAUAUUUUUUCAUCCCUGGACUUUGCAGACAAAGCAAUAUUUGAUCGUUGGAGAGCAUUUCAACGUUAGAUAUGUGUGUUCUGCCGCGACGCAGGCCUACCUGUUAGGGUGUUGCAUGAAUGGUGGGAUGUCUGUCAUGGUUUAGAAUCCAUCGAAAGGUUCGUGAGAGCUGGGAUUCACCGACUAUGCAUAGCUUAAUUUUUAAUUAAAGUUUCAUUUAUGAAAGCCUCUUGGAUUUCAUUAGGUUUUUGAGACACAUUGAAAAAAGUAUUCAUGUUUUCUGUGUUAAUAUACACAGAAUGGUAUAUUCUUAUAUUAAAUUAUUAUAUUUUCAUUAAUCGAUGAUGUCCUGUAAAUUAUUUUGGUGUUUGAAAUGUCACUAUUCACAUUUUGGAUCGCAAUAAAUUAUAUCGAUGUUA
This is a messenger RNA of Clupea harengus (Atlantic herring), 5406 nucleotides long. It is a transcript of the gene cped1, whose product is annotated as cadherin like and PC-esterase domain containing 1. The record is from RefSeq and is a predicted model, not a curated record. NCBI's taxonomy places the organism in Eukaryota, Metazoa, Chordata, Actinopteri, Clupeiformes, Clupeidae.